This is a messenger RNA of Andrographis paniculata, 2240 nucleotides long. RefSeq names its product chitin elicitor receptor kinase 1-like. Gene Ontology annotation, molecular function: ATP binding; transmembrane receptor protein kinase activity. Gene Ontology annotation, biological process: innate immune response; protein phosphorylation. NCBI's taxonomy places the organism in Eukaryota, Viridiplantae, Streptophyta, Magnoliopsida, Lamiales, Acanthaceae. The transcript is spliced from 12 exons. The record is from RefSeq and is a predicted model, not a curated record. Bases 121 to 1938 code for a protein of 605 amino acids.
AGCAAAAGGAGAACAGAAUUCUGCGUACAAUACCCCAAGUCAACGGCGCUGAAUAUUCCCAAAAGAUCAAACUACAAAAUUAAUUGCGAAGAAAACCAUCUCUAUGCUUGCAAUCCAUCCAUGAAGCUCUCGAUCCUUCUAUUAAUCGGAGUAUUCCUCCUGGAGCUUCUCUCCGCCGCCGACGGCCAGUGCUCCCGCCGCUGCACCGCCCUCGGUUCCUACUACGUGUGGCGGGGAUCGAAUCUCUCUUUCGUUUCGCAGAUGAUGCAGGUCGAAAUCGCCACAAUCCUCAGCUACAACCCUCAAAUCCCUAAUCAGGACAGCGUGCUCGCCGACACGAGGGUGAACGUGCCCUUCUCCUGCGGUUGCCUGCCGAGCCGGCAGUAUCUCGGCCACCUAUUCAACUUCUCGACCAGUUCCGGCGACACCUAUGACCUAAUCGCGCGGACCUACUAUUCCAAUUUGACCACUAUCGACAGCUUGCAGGCGUUCAACACUUAUCCGGCCUGGAACAUUCCCGACACCGGCGUCAACAUCAAUGUCCCCGUGAAUUGCACGUGCGGCGACCAGAAUGUGUCGCCGGAGUACGGAUUGUUCGUCACUUAUCCGUUGAGGUCCGGAGAGUCGUUGGAAUCGGUGACGGCGAGUAAUUUUUUGAGUUUGGAUUUGGUGAGGAGGUAUAAUUCGGGCAACAACGUUUCUGACAGUGGUGUGAUUUUUAUUCCGGGGAGAGACCAGAAUGGAAAUUAUCCGCCUUUGAUCCCCAGCAGCCGAUCUGGGCUAUCGACUGGAGCCAUAGCUGGAGUGUCUGUUGCAGCAGUCGUUGCAGUGGCUUUAUUUGCUGGCUGUUUAUAUGUGGUUUUGAGAAGAAGGAAGAACGCCAAAAAGGUUCAAUUUCUGUCGUCAUCAUCGUCCUAUGAAGAUCAUUCUCUACAAGCUGAUUCUGCUGGUACUCGGUCCUCUCCUCUUGUGGGAAUUACUGUCGAAAAAUCCGUUGAGUUUCCAUACGAUGAGCUUGCAAAAGCAACUGAUAAUUUCAGUAUUGCAAAUAAGAUUGGGGAAGGUGGAUUUGGUGCAGUCUACUAUGCUGAGCUGCGCGGCGAGAAAGCAGCAAUCAAGAAAAUGGAUAUGCAAGCUGAUAGAGAGUUCCUUGCCGAGCUUCGGGUUUUGACACGUGUUCACCAUCUCAAUCUGGUGCGCUUGAUAGGAUACUGCGUCGAGGGCUCUUUGUUCCUCGUAUAUGAAUACAUCGAGAAUGGAAACUUAAGUCAACAUCUCCGAAGUUCAGGCAGGGAACCGUUGCCAUGGUCGACUAGGGUGCAAAUUGCUCUUGAUUCGGCAAGAGGCCUUGAAUAUAUUCACGAACACACCGUCCCUGUGUACAUCCAUCGCGAUAUCAAACCGGCAAAUAUUCUGAUAGACACAAACUUCCAUGCAAAGGUUGCAGAUUUUGGACUAACGAAACUGACUGAAGUGGGAAGUAAUUCGCUCCCAACAGGUCGACUUGUUGGUACUUUCGGUUACAUGCCUCCCGAGUAUGCGCAAUAUGGCGACGUUUCUCCUAAAGUAGACGUGUACGCAUUCGGGGUUGUUCUUUAUGAGUUGAUUUCAGCCAAAGAAGCUAUAGUUAAGGAUGCCUCUUCUGCUACAGACUCAAGAGGCCUUGUCGCUUUGUUUGAAGAAGUUCUCUCUAAGCCUGAACCAAAUGAGGACCUCCGAAAACUGGUUGAUUCUAGACUCGGCGACAAUUACCCCCUCGACUCGGUCCAAAAGAUGGCGCAACUUGCGAGAGCGUGCACUCACGAAGCUCCGCAGCUAAGACCGAGCAUGCGAUCCAUCGUGGUGGCGCUGAUGACUCUGUCGUCUGCGACCGAAGACUGGGACGUCGGAAACUUCUAUGGAAAUCACAGCCUUGUAAAUCUGGUGUCCGGGAGGUAGCCCAGAAGCUCACGCGUGACUCCCACGUUAUUCAUGCUGCAUAUUUCUUCCAGCUUCUGCAAAACCGGCAAUGGCGAUGUGCAGAUGUGGGCUGGUGUUGUUGUGUAUAUAUUUUGUGCAAAUGCUUUUGUGUGUUUGUAGUUUUGAUCGAUAUUUUAGUUUUGUUGUAUUUGUAUUGUGUGUUUUGCAGAAAAAUACAGACGAAGCAGUAUAGUGUGUUUGUAUUAUUUUUAGUGUAGGAUUAAGACGACGAGCUGAAACUUUACCGAUUAUUUUCGUAAUAUUGUGAAAAUACGAAAAUA